AUGGAGUUGCGAGAAUCGAGUUCAUUUGACAGAAAACCUAAGUUUUCAGACUCCGACUCCGAAAGAGAGACUUCGUCACACCCUGUUCAGGAAAGGGGUUCAGCAGCACCUCCGGUCCAACAGGGAAGGCUGCAGGGGCAGGAUGAGCCAUUCUGGCUGUCACCUGCUGCACGCAACAACAACGGCCUUCGGCGCAACACAAGACUAUCACAGCGUCAAGACACAAACUUCAGCCAACUGACGACCGACCGGGAGACCGGGGACUCAAGCGAAAGUGCCAAUUCUGUGCGGAACGAGGGUCCUCCUCCUGGGUAUGUCAGAAGAAGGGUGGACUACGAUAGUGACACUGAUGAAGGCGUUCCACAACUAGCUCAGGACGCCGACCAAGGGGCUCCUGGAGCAGAUCCAAAUGGAGAAGACCAUCUUGGACUGCCUAAUGGCGGUGAACUGCCUGGCCUUCAACGAGCUAUCUUAUUGGAGACUAAAAAGCGCCAGGAUAUAGUCGCUGAAUAUGACGUUCGGGAUGCCGUGCGCCCCCAUCAAGCGAGGGUUUCCGUGGGGGCUCUCGACGUUUCUUUAAAAGGCAAGGGUCUGACAGACAGCUUCCGAGUAGCUGCGGCAGAGGAAAAUCGAGAAUCACUCGCUGCUCGCUACAUCCGCGUUUGGAUCGCCAAGACCAAAUUCUUCGCGGUUGUGCACGACGUACGCCAGAAUCUGACCCCUCCCGAUCCGGUGCCAGUAAACUGGGAUGGUUUCCAGAACACCAUUCAGAUACUGCGAGAACAGAGUUCUAUCGCACCCCUACUUCUUUAUCACUACAAAGUGUCAAGCCGUUGGGCUCGUUAUGAAACGUCUGCCUGGUGGCUGGCAAUCGAUCUCUAUACCUCUCUCUAUAUCAACAUGUGGAACAAAACGCACAAUGAGCUGGCAGACGAGGUUGAGAAAUAUUCUAUGAUCCAUCAAGCAGACCUUACCCAGAAGGUUAUCGAUCUUCUUCUGAAGAAAGUAGACGAUUCCCUCAGCCUACUUUUCAACAUCACGGCGGUCAACGAAUCAAGGUCAGUCAACAGGCUCACAUACCUUGCAUUUAUCUACGUGCCCUUGUCAUUCGCGACUAGUGUCUGGGGCAUGUCCCAGUUCAAAAUUGCAGUAGAAUGGGUUGCAGUUCUCGCACUACCACUUCUGAUACUCACUGUAUUCCUGGUUGUCAUAUCACAUAUUCUUGCUCGCAAACUGGACGAUCGAAAGAUGGACCAAAUCAAGGCUAGGAGACAUAAUCCCGCAUAA
Messenger RNA from Clonostachys solani, 1287 nucleotides. The record is from the annotation of a GenBank genome assembly. Lineage: Eukaryota; Fungi; Ascomycota; Sordariomycetes; Hypocreales; Bionectriaceae.